Molecule: messenger RNA, 689 nt
Organism: Harpegnathos saltator (Jerdon's jumping ant)
Lineage: Eukaryota; Metazoa; Arthropoda; Insecta; Hymenoptera; Formicidae
Exons: 2
Coding region: 364-666 (100 amino acids)
Source: RefSeq, a predicted model, not a curated record
GAGAGAGAAAAAGAACGAGGCAUAGGCGUAGCGAGAAAAAUCUUGUGGCUGACACAGUCGGCAAGCUAGAGGAGCGAGAAAGAGACGACAGUGGAUAGUCGGCGCUCGUCUAGUCCCCUACGCGUUACCUCGCGCCGCCGCGGACCGCCGCUCGCCGCUGCGCGCCGUCUCCUACGUCAUGCUGCUCGGCAGGGUUGGGAACGUAUAAUACCUUAUGUAUCGUACAUAGGUUUCAUACGUAUGAUACUAGGGUAUGAUACUACUUUAGUUUCAUACAUGUGCCUCGUAAAAGGCGUCAAGGUCCCGCAACCCCGCAUAGCCACAUAUUGAGGAAGGAAGGGAGGACAAAUAAUAAAUAAUAUAAUGAACAAGAGCGGAAAAUCUAAACAUUCUUAUUGGACGGAAGGGGGCUUUGUCCAAAAAAGAAAUAAUACAGAAAAGUUAAUUGCACAGUGCAAAGUUUGCAAUAAAAUUUUGCAAAACACUGCAAUUAAUCGCUUAAGAAACCACAGAAAAAAAUGUUGCUACGAAUCUAACCUCGACACACCUAAUGACAGUGAUGACGAUCAUACCGACAAUGAUAUUCAUAAUAAUUAUAAAUCUGGAUUAGAUGAUUAUGAAGCUCCACUGAGGAAGGAAAAAAUUUUACCCGAAGAUGACAGGUAAUCAUAUAAUUAAAUGUUUUUGUC